GAUAAUUUGAGACCUAUCAAGCGGCAAAAUCAAGCAAGUUGCUGCCUACUCAUCUCACGGGGUAGAAUACUUGGAUACUGACCGCGGCCCUUAAAAGAACCGCUUUAUUUCCUGAACUGGAAAACCUCCGGUCAUUGAAAAGAUUGCUUUAAGGCAGAACCCUAAUAGUUUCCAACUAAUUUCAGUUAAGUUCCAACCUGGGAGGACCUGAUUAUAAAAGUGCAUCUUGGAAUUUGGCUGCAUAAAAUUCGUUACACAAACUUACUUCUCUACUUCCUCAUCAUACUAUCCACGGUGUUUCACUACAGCCCCGAAUUUAUACUUAUUAUAUACAUAUAUCAAUCAUGACUUCCCGACCCAGUCCAAAUGACAAACCUCCCGAUAACUUAGAUCGUCCUCACCAAGUAGCCCGUUCCAAAAUCUCCGAACGUGAGAAUAGAAGGGCAGUGACCUAUCCGCUAGUUCACGAUCGCCAUAAAGGUAACCCCGCUAAAAAUAAAGUCAUCCGUGUUCGCGAGCCCAGUUCUUCAAUCAGCAACAACAACAGAAAAGUAGAGCCUGAUGUAAAUGAUCAAAAGCAAAGGCCUGAUAAAUCCAAGCCACGACGUCUGAUAGCCUCCAUAUUCGGAAGAAAAAAAGCCGAUCAGACGACUCGGAAUCACGAGGGAGAAGAGAUGAAUGUGGAGAAUGGGAAGGCAAAAGGAAAGAAGGAGACGGGCGGGAGUAAGAGUGACAAGAAGCGCAUAAAAAUACCUACAUUAGGGCAGUAUAUUAUGAACGAGGGACCGGGAAGAACGAGGUAGGCGAGUAUUGAAAGGGAUGGAAACUAGUUUGGUCGUAACUAGAUCACUCAGAAGGAAUGUUGAGAAGUACUAGGGGUUGGACGGCUGGGUUACAGAAUGCGCGAUUAUUUAUGUUUAUUCUAAUAUCAAACUUAUUAUAUGAAAUCA
Messenger RNA from Botrytis cinerea B05.10, 950 nucleotides. RefSeq lists its product as hypothetical. The transcript has a single exon. NCBI's taxonomy places the organism in Eukaryota, Fungi, Ascomycota, Leotiomycetes, Helotiales, Sclerotiniaceae. The record is from RefSeq and is a predicted model, not a curated record. The coding region runs from base 345 to 803 and encodes 152 amino acids.